Messenger RNA from Rodentolepis nana, 267 nucleotides. The record is from the annotation of a GenBank genome assembly. NCBI's taxonomy places the organism in Eukaryota, Metazoa, Platyhelminthes, Cestoda, Cyclophyllidea, Hymenolepididae.
AUGGCUGGUCGUUUCUCUACCACUGACGCGCCAACCAUCAACUUUGACCGAAAGACUUCCAACACACCCCCCUCUGUCCAUGGGGUUGACUCGAGAUCAUCUCCUCCAGCCUCCGUUUCUGGUAGCGGUGAUGUCAAAAAGGACGAUAGUGACGAGUCAUCCACAGCCACCACUCAAAGUGCUCAAGAAAACUCGCAGCAACGGCGGUGGCAGCAACAGCAGCAGCGCCAACAAGAGAAAAAUGAAGUGGAUAAGAACGUGGAGUAA